AUGAAUUGGAAUACAAGUACAACAAAUUGUUGUUAUUGGGAUGGAGUCUCUUGCAACCACUCCACCGGUGACGUUAUCGGGCUUGAUCUUAGCUGCGGUAUGCUACAAGGUACUCUCCAUCCUAACACCUCCCUCUUCAACCUUCCUCACCUCCAAACACUCAACCUUGCUUUCAAUGAUUUUACUGAUUCCCUACUUCCAAGUAAAAUUGGAAGGCUUUCAAGUACUCUUACACAUCUCAACAUCUCUGUAUGUGGGUUUUCUGGCCAAGUCCCAUCCGACGUCAUGCUUCUUCAUAAAUUGGUCUCUCUUGAUCUCUCUGGAAACUAUUUCCGUCUUGAGCCUCGUGUUUUCAUCAAUCUUCUUCAAAAUCAUACUUCUUUGGAAGAACUUUCACUUGCACAAGUUUAUAUAGUUUCCAUGUUACCUACUCAUCUUAAUAUCUCUUCUUCUUUAAAGUUACUAGAUCUUAGCAGCACUGGAUUGCAAGGAAAUAUACCUCGUUACAUUUUUAGUCUUCAAUCUCUCGAAAAGCUCGACUUGUCUUGGAACGGAUUCACAGGAGAAAUCCCUUGGGAAAUCUCACUUCUUCCAAAACUGGUUUCACUUGAUCUAUCUUUCAAUCAAUAUGAUAAUUUGAGCAUUAAACCUCAUAUCUUCGAAAGUCUUCUCCAAAAUUCUACCCUUCUAAGAUUCCUUCGGCUUCGUGAUGUUAAUAUAGGUUUGGAUUUCCCAGCUUAUCUUAAUAUCUCUUCUUCUAUGAAGUCACUAGAUCUCACGAAUACUAGUUUGAAAGGGAAAUUACCUAAUAACAUCUUCAAUCUUCAAUAUUUAGAACACCUUUACUUGUCAGAAAACCAUAACAUCACUGGUCCGCUACCCAAAGUUAAUGAUACCAUCCCUCUCAAGGCAUUAAGUCUCGCAUCCACCAACUUCUUAUUCGGAAAGAUACCUAACUCAAUUGGUAACUUCAAGUCUUUAACUUACCUUGAUCUCUCUUAUUGUAGUCUGACAGGGCCCAUUCCGAAAUUCAUAGGUAACCUAAGGUACCUUACUUUUCUCGAUUUAUCAUCUAACCAACUUAACGGGACAUUGCCAUCUUUCAUCGGUAACCUAAGGAACCUUACUACUCUAGUUUUAUCAUCUAACAAACUUAGCGGGACAUUAUCAUCUUCCAUAUUUUCUCUCUGGUCAUUAGAAAGCUUAUCACUUGAUGACAAUCAAUUUGAUGGCCAGAUUGAUAUGCUUAUGUUUCAACAACUCACCAACCUCGCCGUCCUACGCCUUUCAUAUAAUAAUUUUGGUGGUAGCUGGGAUUUAGAUACAAUCUUAUCGAGCCUCCCAAACAUUUCCACUCUCGAUCUCUCAUACAGUGGUGUAUCUGUAAGCACCAGUAAUGCUACUCAUUAUGACAACCCUAAUGUAUGGUUCUUGAGUCUGGCCUCUUGCAAGAUAAAGGUGUUUCCAGAAUCUGUACGAUCCAUGACAGAUCUUGGACACUUAGAUCUAUCAAGCAACGAAAUCCAUGGCCAGAUUCCUCAUUGGUUAGGGGAGAUGGGAGGUAGUAAGCUGUAUCGUUUGAGCCUAUCACAUAAUUUCAUACAGGGGCCAUUUCAUCCAUCAAUUUGCAAUAUGAGGAAUCUAAUGCAUUUGGAUCUGUCAAAUAAUAGUUUUGAUGGAGUGAUUCCAGAAUGCUUUGGGGAUAUCGUCUCAUCUCUUCAAACGAUUAAUUUGGGGAGAAAUCAUUUUCAAGGAACCAUCCCAAAUGUAUACGAGAAAUGUGGACGGCUAGAAGGGGUUAUUUUGAAUAGAAACCAAUUUGAAGGAGAGGUGCCAAGUUCCUUGUCCAAAUGCCAACACUUGAGAGUACUUGAUAUGGGAAACAACCACUUAAAUGGAACAUUCCCUCACUGGCUAGAAUCUCUUCCAAAUCUACAGGUUCUUGUCCUCAAGUCAAACAGUUUUUAUGGACACAUCAUACCAUCAUCUACAGUUGGAUUGACAUUUCCAUCUCUGCAAGUAAUGGACUUAUCUCACAAUGGGUUUGAAGGCCAACUCCCACGAAAAUAUUUUCAAAAUUUUAAUACCAUGAAGAAAAGUGUAGAAAGGAGCACAACCUCGAAAUAUUUGUACGUGGAUGAGAAGCCUUACUCAUUCGUUGUUACUGUGAAAGGUGUGGAGCAAGAUUUUGCGCAACUUUAUGUUUACUAUACCAUUGUUUGUUUAUCACACAAUAAUUUUGUUGGGAGGAUUCCGGAUAUCAUUGGAAAUCUAAACUCAUUGAUAGUGCUCGACUUAUCCCACAACCGCCUCACUGGUCAAAUCCCACAUACGGUUGGACAACUAUCAGAAAUUGAAUCCUUAGACCUCUCUUGCAAUCAACUUACAGGAAAGAUUCCUCAAAGCCUUGCAGACUUGUGGUUCCUUGGGUUCUUAAACCUCUCGCAAAACCAUCUCGUGGGGCUCAUUCCAGUAGGAAAACAGCUCAACACUUUUCAGGAAAACUCAUUUGAAGGGAAUCCGAAUCUCUGUGGGCUUCCAUUGUCCAAAGAGUGCAGUGAUAACCACCUUCAAGAUCCACAACAUGAUGAAAGUGAAGGAGAUGGCGUUGAGGAAAAGAUCAGUGGGCUUACAUGGAUAAUAGUGAUGUUGGGAUACGGUUUUGGGACCCUAUUUGGAUUGGUAAUGGGAUAUCUCAUGUUGUCAACCGGAAGACCAAUGUGGUUUAAUGCAAUUGUUGAUGCAAUGGAACAAAUGAUCAUGAAGAGGCGAGAUAUAUAUAGAAGAUGUGUAAUUAAAUAA
Erigeron canadensis is the source of this 2802-nucleotide messenger RNA. Its product is annotated as receptor-like protein 36. The transcript has a single exon. The record is from RefSeq and is a predicted model, not a curated record. NCBI's taxonomy places the organism in Eukaryota, Viridiplantae, Streptophyta, Magnoliopsida, Asterales, Asteraceae. Gene Ontology annotation, molecular function: protein binding. The coding region runs from base 1 to 2802 and encodes 933 amino acids.